AUGGCCAAGCCCAUGACGUUGUCCUGCAAUGCAUCUGUCCAGAAAUCCCACCCAACAAUCGGUGAUCACAUCGGUGGCGCGACCGACAAGCAACUCCGACUUGUGGAUGGACAGACGCCUGCAAAGUUUGGAGACCCAGAUUUGACACUCAUUCGUCAUCCCCCAUCCCUCAAGUCUCAGGAAAGUCAUCGCAUGUCUCUGCCAGAUUACAUAGCGUGGAGUUACUAUUUUCAUAUGGUCGGCGAUCGUGCGCGACGGAACAAGAUGCGAAGGGCUGAUAUCCUUGCGCUCGAGACGUCAUUGUCGACCUCCACCCGGUGCAAUCAGGGCGGCGGCCCUCCUCCUCGCGGUGUUACAGAUGACGCUGUCUUCGCUUCUCCAGCUUUCCUCCAAUCUCUGCUCCCCGUUUCGAACGCAGCUGACGUCGACGGUGGGCUGGAAGACGCUCCAACCUUGCAUGAUCGUGAGCGCCAUAUAAAUUAG
Molecule: messenger RNA, 483 nt
Organism: Aspergillus affinis
Lineage: Eukaryota; Fungi; Ascomycota; Eurotiomycetes; Eurotiales; Aspergillaceae
Exons: 2
Coding region: 1-483 (160 amino acids)
Source: RefSeq, a predicted model, not a curated record